AUGAGUGUAGAAAAUCAUGAAAGUGAACAUCCGCAUAUAUCAUUAUCCGUGCCUGAAAUGAAGCCACAUUAUGAUGUGGUUGUUAUCGGAUCCGGAUAUGGUGGAGGUAUCGCUGCAUCACGAGAAUAUCCUACAAAAACUAUUGAUUGUUUUAAAGAAGUUCAAUAUGAAUCUGGUGAAAUCCAAUCGGGUAAAAAAACCGGAAUGUAUCGUCUAUAUUAUGGAGGUGAUCAAGCUGCUGUCGUAGGUUGCGGACUUGGAGGAACUUCUCUCAUAAAUGCCAAUGUUGCUCUUGAAGUUGAUAAACGUGUUUGGGAUAUGUCCGUUUGGCCUGAAGAAAUUCGUAAAGAUAAAGAAGGCAUAGAAUUGGGCUAUAAACGAGCAAAAGAAAUGCUUCAACCUGUACAAUACCCUGAACAUUUUCCGGAGCUCCAUAAACUUAAAGUUUUAGAGGAACAAGCAAAAAGACUUGGUCCUGAAUAUGCUAAAAAUUUUUAUCGUCCUCCAAUUACCGUGACUUUUGAAAAUCGUGUUAAUUCUGCUGGUGUUAGGCAAUCAAAGUCAACACUUACUGGAAAUGAUGCCACUGGUGUUAACGAUGGUAGUAAGAAUAGCACAUUAAUGAAUUAUAUUUCUGAUGCAUGGAAUCAUGGCUGUGAAAUAUUUUGCCAGAUUGAUGUUCGAAGAAUUAAGAAAGAUAAAGAAACCGGAAAAUGGGUUGUGUUUUAUGAGUGGUUAGAGGAUGGACGUGAAGAAUUUUCUAGUAACAGUCUUGGUUUAUAUUUUGUAACUGCAGACGUUGUUUUUCUUGCUGCUGGUACUCUUGGUUCAAAUGAAAUUUUGCUCAGAUCAAAAAAGUUUGGUCUUGAAGUUAGCCAACAAGUGGGUGAGAAAUAUAGUGGAAAUGGAGAUGUUUUAGGAUUUGCUUACAACACAGAUCUUAAAUGUAAUGGGAUUGCAAUGGGUGAUAAUAGUCCUUUAAAUUUCCCAAAUGGUCCGGUUGGGCCUUGUAUUACAGGAAUAAUUGAUAUGCGCCAAUCUAGUGAAUCUGUAUAUGAUGGUUAUGUUAUCCAAGAAGGUGCAUGUCCUGCACCUUUAGCCACGAUGAUGAGAAAUUACCUUAAACUUUCCAAUGUUGAAGAUAGAAAUAAACCAACCAAUCUUACUUUUAGUGAAAGAUUUUCUAAAUUUUUAAGAGAAACUUCUUCUUCGAAUUAUCAAGGUGCAAUGGCAAAUACUCAAUCUUAUUUGGUAAUGUCACAUGAUAAUAACACUGGAAGAAUACAAUUGGUGAAUGAUAAAAUUAAUAUUGAAUUUGAAGGUGUUGGUGAAACGGAAAUGAUUAAAAAAGUGAAUGAUACUUUAUCGCGUGCUAGCAUAAAUAUUAAUGGGGAAUAUAUCUCUUCACCUGUUUGGAAAAAACUUUUGGGAAGUAAGUUAAUUACUGUUCAUCCACUUGGUGGAUGUUGUAUGAGCAAAGAUGGCAAAACAGGUGUUGUAAACCACAAGGGACAGGUUUACACAGGCACAGGGACAACAGUUCAUAAAGACCUUUAUAUAUGUGAUGGUUCUAUAUUUCCAACAGCACUUGCUGUCAAUCCCCUCUUGACAAUUAGUUGUUUGGCCGAGAGAAAUGUGAAACUUGCUGCUAAAGACCGAGGUUGGGUAAUUGAUUAUGAGCUUGUUAAGCAACCGAUUGAUUGGAAAAAACCUUUGAGAACAUGGAAUCUUGGAGUUACAGCACAAAGUGUCUCACUUAAUGGUGGUAUUCAGUUUACUGAAUCUUUAAAAGGAUAUUUUUCUACUGAGAUAGUGUCUGAGGAUUAUCAGGCUGCUGAAAUACAAGCAAAAUCUUCAGAAUCGACAAUGCAACUUCUUUUAACUAUAAUCGCGUUUGAUGCCAAAGCACUAGUUAGUAUGGAAGACCAUUCGGCGCUUAUCACUGGCACUAUGUGUUGUCGUGCUCUCUCACCCGAUCCACUCAUAGUAACCAAAGGAAAAUUCCGACUUUUUAUCACAGAUGAAAGCCAUGUUGAUUCAAAAAAAUUGAUGUAUAAUUUGAAUUUGUUAUCUACGAAUGGAAAAAAAUAUCGAUUUGUUGGAUUCAAGUUAUUAAAUAAUACAUCCUUCAUUAAUGAUCGAAAAGUACUAGGAAGAGGAAUUUUAUAUGUCAGAAUUUCUGAUUUUAGAAAACAGCUUAAUACUCUUAUGGCAAUCGGGUCUAGCGCAAGCCAAAGAACAAGUGCAUUCUUGAAAUUUUUAUCAUACUUUUCUGACGUGGCGGCCACUCAUGCUUUUACGAGGUUUAGAUCCUUGAUGUAUCCAAAGAAGCUUCCGUUCGCACAGCCAUUUUAUCAUAAACCUAGGCCUGAAAAAGAAAUGUAUGUUACAGAAUCCACUGAUAAAGUUAAAACUUUGAUUCAUAGAUUCAAAGGUGGGCCUAAAGGACCAGUACUUUUGAUCCAUGGAGCUGCCAUGUCUUAUGAGAUGUGGGCAACAAAUUUGGUAGAACACACAUUUUUGGACUAUUUGUUAGAAAAUGGAUAUGAUGUGUGGUUGAAUGAUUCUCGAUUAUCCCCGACAAAUGCUGAAUGUUAUAAACAAUUUUCUCUGGAUGCAGUAAGAUUAGACCAAAAAGCCGCUAUUGAUCACAUUCGAAAAAUCACUGGGUGUGAUAAAAUUGCAGUGAUCGCACAUUGUCUUGGAAGCAUUUCUACACUCAUGGGACUUUUAGAUGGGUCAAUUGAAGGUGUUGGAUCUUUAAUUACGAGUCAAGUGUCAAUUAACCCAACUAGCGGAUUCGUAAACAUAAUUAAACGGAUUUCCCAACUUCUUCCAUUUUAUCGUCAUAUACUUCGACAAGGCCUUUUUGAUGUUAACACAUCGCCUGAUGCCAAUCUUUUAAAUCGUAUCGUUGAUCAAGGUCUUCGAUUUUAUCCAUAUCCAAAAAAUCAACUCUGUAACAGUGCAUUAUGUCAUCGCGCAUCAUUGUGUUAUGGCACUUUAUAUCAACACGAACAUUUAAAUCAACUAGUUCAUGAUUAUCAAGGUGAAUUUUUUGGAACAGUUAAUCUAACCACGAUGAAUCAUAUGUUGUAUAUAGUGGCUGCUCAAAAGCUCGUAAGUUAUGACAAAAAAGAUGGGUACGUUACUGAGGAGAAUGUAAAGAAAAAUUUGAACUUCCCUAUCUGCUUAAUCCAUGGGGAUAAGAAUACUGUUUUUGAUAUAAAAUCGUCACGAAAAUCUUAUGACACUUUGAUCAGCUACGCACAAAACCCUGAUUUUUACACGAUACAUGAAAUAGCAGGUUAUGGACAUUUAGACUGUUGGUGGGGAAAUGAUGCAUACAAAGAUGUAUUUCCAAAAGCAUUAGAUCAUCUUGAAAAAACAAAAGAUAAUUAUGGAUAUGCUUUGAAAGAAAAUCACGAUGUACAAGGGUCUCAUGUAGGUAUAUCAGAUAUUAAAAAGAUAAUUAACGAAGAGUUACAUAAAUUUGGAAACGGUUCUUUACUUGGAAAUGCUUAA
Molecule: messenger RNA, 3525 nt
Organism: Dentiscutata erythropus
Lineage: Eukaryota; Fungi; Glomeromycota; Glomeromycetes; Diversisporales; Gigasporaceae
Source: the annotation of a GenBank genome assembly